AUGUUAGCCCAGAUCUUUCUAUUGCUCUCCUCGAUUUCUGGGAAGGAGAACACAAACCAGAUACACAUUCAAAUGAAGGGAACAUUGUAUAAUGAACUCCGCCUGGCCGGACUGUUCUGUGACGCCAUCCUCAAAGUUGAGGAGGUUCAGUUUCCAAUUCACCGGACCAUCCUCUAUGAAUGCAGUCCCUACUUUCAAGCUCUUUUUAAACACUGUGCAAACACAGGCCAGAUUUUCCACAUACCCCUGGUGUUUCCUGACAUCCUGCGGAUAAUCAUUGAGUUUGCAUACACUGGCUCUGUUGCUUCCACAGAGGACAACGUGCAGGAGUUGAUGAUCACAGCUGAUAGGCUCAACAUAAUCGGCAUCAUACAAGAAUGCUCCCACUUUAUGCGUGAUCAGAUCUGCCCACAGAACUGCAUUGGCAUCUGGCAGUUCACAAAUAUCUGCCACAGCUCCGUGCUGCGGGAAAGGGCCUUCGAUUACAUCAUCCAGCACUUUGAGGAGAUCGUUCCCGUCGAAGAGUUCCUGCAGCUCUCUGUGAAAGAGCUUACUGCAUUCAUUGCCAGAGAUGAACUUCAUGUGAGGAAGGAAAGUGUUGUGUUUGAUGCAAUCCUGCGCUGGAUCGGCCACAAACCCAAAGAACGAGAGCAACACAUUGCUGUGCUUUUGUCUCAGGUGCGGCUGGGCCUGACAGGACAUGGGUACAUUUUGACCCAUGUGAUCACCAAUAAGCUGGUGAAGAGCAACGCUGAGUGCAAGCAAAUAACUGAACAUUCAAUGUGUAUGAUAUGGCACAUGUCCACAAUACAACCCUUGACUUGUGGUCUCAGUAACACUCUCGCCCGUCCUCGUGUGCCUAAUUCCUUCCUGUUGGUCACUGGAGGCAGCAAUGACAGCGGUCACUGUUGCAAUAUUGAGACGUACGAUCCCAUCUUUGACCACUGUAUCAACAUCCCAGACAAGCUGGAGCAUCCUCGGACCCAACAUGGCACAGUCUUCCUUGAUGGUUAUGUCUACUGUGUCGGUGGCAUGGAGAGAGAGCGCUAUUUUAACAGCGUGGUCAGAUUGGACCUUAGGACACACACCUGGCAGGAGGUGGCGCCGAUGCACUACCGCCGCGGCUACGUGUGCGUAACCGUACUGGACGGGUUCAUCUAUGCCAUCGGCGGCGCUGACGGAAUUGUUCGACUCAACACUGCAGAGCGCUACUGUCCCGAAACCAACCAGUGGACACUUAUUGCACCCAUGCACUUGCUGAGGAGCGACGCCAGCUGCACAGUACUGCAUGGCAAGAUAUACAUGUGUGGUGGUUACAGCGGGACCGAGUGCCUGCAGACGGCUGAAUUUUACGAUCCAGAAACCAAACGUUGGACACUGACCAACCCUAUGAGCCAAAUGCGACGUGGACUGAGAGUUGUUGCAUAUAAUCAUCAAAUCUAUGCAAUCGGUGGCUUCGAUGGCAACGACCAUCUGUCGAAGGUUGAGGCCUACGACCCCCAGUCCAACGCCUGGCACCUGCUGAGCCCCAUGUGUUCGCUCCGCAGCAACUUUUGCCUGGAGGUGAUAGAAGACCAGUUCUAUGUCAUUGGGGGCGUCAACGGCACCAUCAUCAAUGAAAACAUAGAUGUGUAUUGUCCUUAUACUGACAUUUGGGACGCCCGUAGAGCCGUCAUCUCCCGUAGCUUCGCAAGCUCCUGUCUCGUGUCUGGAAUCCCUAACAUGGCAGAGUUUAUGAUAUCUCGAGACUCACUGCCGCACUUUAAUGUGGAUCUGGGUCCGCGCUACUUAGGCUGCUAG
Messenger RNA from Limanda limanda (common dab), 1800 nucleotides. Its product is annotated as kelch-like protein 10. Gene Ontology annotation, molecular function: protein binding. The transcript has 6 exons. Bases 1 to 1800 code for a protein of 599 amino acids. NCBI's taxonomy places the organism in Eukaryota, Metazoa, Chordata, Actinopteri, Pleuronectiformes, Pleuronectidae. The record is from RefSeq and is a predicted model, not a curated record.